AUGAGCGAAUAGUACAAAUUUCGCAUACUUAAAACUACUUAAUCAAUCCAGCCUAACCAACUAGGAUGUCCAACUUAAAGAUCUGACUCAUCCAAUGAACGACUCACCAGAAUACAGAGAGAUUCACUCCCCAACUUAAAGAACUAGUAACAGUACUCAAAUAUCUCAUACAGAUAUUCUCAAAAGCACAAGGCUUUAUCUCAAGGAACUUUUUACGGAUCCCCCUUGCUAGCACAAAAUCAAUUAGAUAUUAUUGACAAGAUGAAAUUCUAGCCUCGGAAUGAUUUCUAUGGACAACUGAAAAGCGUGGAUCCCUAUCAAUAUCCCACUCGUUUAUCUGAACUGUAUCUCUCACCUAAAACACUCAGAGAGCCCACUGUUGAAGUGCAUAUCCCCACUGAAUUAAAAGAACCCCCUUUGCAAUUGGGCAAAUUCUGCAGUAACCUGUCUAAACAUAACCCAAGAGACAAACUCCAUCGAGGUAUUCCUCAAAAACAUGAUAUUAAAUCACUCGCUGUUUGGGUUGAUCUAAUGGUUCAAUAGAUUGUAGAUAAGUACAAUGAUCAAAAACAGCUAGAUUUCUAUGAGGAAGUGCAAAACGUUCUCACCUUGUGCUUGAAGGAACUCAUACGCCAAAUCAGUAUUGAUUGUAUUGAAAGGAGUGUUCUACUGGAAAAGAUUUGGACUCAAUAUGUUGAAAUCAACUCCUCUGUUAUUGAUUAACUUGUUAAUGAAAAAAAAGAAAUUGAAAAAUAAAAUCUCAAACAAAUCAUGAAAACACAUUAAUUAUAUCAAUUGGAAAUUGAUAAUUUUCAAUUAAUAAUUUCAAAUUAAAAAGAGGAAUAAUCAAAACUUUAAGAAAAAUUAAUCAAAUUAAAGGAUAAUGCCAAGUAUCUCAAGAAAACCAACAGAAACCUGCAAAACACUGUCAGACAACUCAAAUUCCAACUCAAUGAUUACACCACCUCUAAUAAGUACUUACUAAGUGAAAUCGAAAAUCUUAAGCAAUAAAUCCAAGAUAAUGAAACAGAUCUCCAUGAUUUUCAAUAGCGAUUCCAAACCAAUUACAGAUCAUAAUCUCCAUAAAACAGUGAUCAUUCUCCCCUUCAAUUUCCACAACCAAUAAAAGUGAUACAACCCAACAUGCAUCAAGCCUUCGACAACCAAAAUGAUGCAUAAAUGAUGGAUGACUUAAAAAACGACUCAGAUAUCUCUAUAUCUAAUAUUGAAGACAUCCUCAAAAACUAAGCCACAGACACAAAUGAUCUAAUUACAAUCCUGGACCUACAAAAAGAAUAAUCCAUUCAAACCUUUGUAUUUAACUGUGUCCCUGAGUAUAAGUAAUACUUCUCUCUUAAUCUUAAUCUUAGAUCGAUCCUCUUACCAGAUUUCAGACACAAUAUUGUCCAAACCGAUUCUAGUAUGAGCAAUGCAGUGGAAAAGGAAACACAAACUGAAUUACCCAACGAAAUACAAGAGGAAAUCAAAAAUGAAGAGGAGUAACUAAUUCAAUUCUAAGAUUAAUUUAUCAAAGUUUAGGAAAAUUAUAAACAAUUCAUGGAAGGGGAUCAAUUGGAUAGCCCUGAUCUAAACUAAAUGUCUUCUUUUGUUCUCAGUCUAGGCGAUAUUUCAUCUAAGAUUAAAUAAACAGUUUAGAAAUAGAGGGAGUAUAGAACUAGUCUAUUACUCGUUAAUAGUGCAUAAAAAGAUGAAAAUCUUAGAAAUGCAACCGAAUUAUAAUCAUUAAAAAAUACAAAUGAAAAUCUCUAAUAGAAUUUAGAAUCUGCAAAAAAUGAGAUUAUAGAAUUGGAAGCUCAUUUAGAAUUACAAGAGAAUAUAAACUCAAAAUUGGAAAGAAAAUACAAUAAAAUAAAAGAAAAAAAAUAAUAACUAGUUGAAAAGACUACCAAUUUAAUAAAUUCGUUGACUAAAACACAGAAAUUUACAAAUAUCAUCAAAAAAAAGAUACAAGAGAAGAGAUCGAGUGUUUUCAUACAGAAAAAAUAACCCUCCACUCAAUCCUAAAGUUAACUGCCUUCAUCCGUAGAUAUAUCGUAGUAGUUUUUAUCAGCCAAUUCUCCAUAAAAUAACCUUGUUGUUUCAUCUCCUGGAAGAUAGUAAAUGAGUGGGUACUCAAAUAGAAAUUAACCCAAACCUGAAGGUUAAGUUAAUAGAACUAUUUCACAACGGGAGUUAGUUUAGGAAAGUAAUGCACCUAAAAAGAAGUGGAACAUUCAAAUUACAAAUACUGAUGAAUAACAGAAGGAAUCUGACAAUGAGAGUGAAAUUUCGUAAUCUCAAAUUUCAUUUCAAUAAAGCAUUUCAAUGGCUUAAGAUGAUGUCUUAUCGUAACGUAGCUUUGUAUCCAAUAGAAGAUCUUCUCAGAUUUAGGUUUAGGCGAAGUCACCUGGAAAUCAUUAAUUAAUCCCAAGUAAUGGAAAUAAUAGAUCCAGUUUGAAAUCUGCUAAGAAGAGUACUCCAAUUAGUACUUCCAAUACUUUGAACAAUGAGGGUGUAAAGAUGAUUUCAGAUACAUUAAGAUAGUUUCUGAAUGAGGAACUCGAUAAUAGUGAUGCUUCAAGUGUUGAAUCGUCAAUUUCAUCUAAAUUGGAAGCAUACUCCAAAAAAAAGUCGGAUAGACAACAAAAGAGAAGAAACAUCACAUAAACACAAGCCCCAAAAUUUCAAAACAGAAAUAAUGCUGAGUCCACAAGUCAACUCAAUUUCUAGAGAUCUAAAUAUUUGGUUACAUUUUUGGCUGAGCGUUUUGCUAAAAACCCAAAGUUAGCCAUGCCUAAAAUGCAGAGAAUUAAUAUUUUAAAAUUCAUAUCGCAAUUUUACUCUGAUAAGAUAAAGUAAUACUCUAAUAAAAACACUCCUCUACAUCAGAUGUGCUAUGAGUACUUUGUAAAUACUUAUGGAUUCAAAAGUAUGGCUGAAUAAAAAUUAACCAACUUCUAUUAAUCUGUCUAUUUUUAUAGAGAGAAUUUCAGGAUAAACUUAUUCGGAAGAUUUCUGUAAUUAUUAAGUCCCCUCACUUUGGAAGAUUUAGAUAUAUAUAUCCAAUCUUUGAAGAUCCUGGAUGAGAAUGAAAUAGCUCUUCAUAUGGCAUCAAUUGUAAAUGAGAAGGGAGUGUUGGUUCAAUUGGAUAAGGCUAUAGCAUCAUUGGAUAUCCAGCAUUAGUGUUUGGGAGCAGAUAUCAAGGAUAAGAUUAUAAGGGAGAUUCGUUAGAAUACUUAUGAGAGGAAGGGCAAGGUCUGUGUGGAUGUUGAUUUCUUUAUAAGCAAAUUGCUGAAGGGUUAUCAUCAACACAAAUUGAUACAUUAAGCACACUUUGAAGAGGUGUUUUAUUCGGCUGAUAUGGAUAUGGAUGGGAUGAUUGAGUUUUAAGAGUUUCAAAAAUUAUAUUUGCAUUUUGAAAUUAAUCAAGGGACUACUUCAAACAAGAAGUUUAUCAGAACACAAUUCAUGGAAAGAUGUGAUACAGUUUCAAAUGAAAGUGGAGAGAAAGCCAUGUCCUUGGAUCGUUUUGUUGCUUUCUCUUUGGAGAAUAAUAUUUUUUCGGAAGAGAAGUUUUCGAAAUUUUCAAAAAAUGUUGAUCCCAAUGACCCAAUUAAGAAUUUGAAUGAUUUGAAGGACAAUUGGAGAAGCAUAUAAUCGUUGUUAAUGGGUAGAAUAAAUUUGAGUGAUCCCAAUGAGGGAGAGUAUUAUCAAAGCAUAAUUUACAAACUUGAUUAAGCUUUGAAUGGUAAGGAGUUGAAAGAAAGCUAUUGGAUUUCGUAUAGGAUAUUGGAUGCAGAUACGAAGGCACUUUAUUUGGAUAAAGUAGCAUCUGAUUUAAUUCCAGAGGAUUUACUGUGUAUUUAAGAAUUAAUGGGUGAACUUUUCGAUGAUAAUAUUGAGAUUGAUUGA
Paramecium tetraurelia is the source of this 3912-nucleotide messenger RNA. RefSeq lists its product as uncharacterized. NCBI's taxonomy places the organism in Eukaryota, Ciliophora, Oligohymenophorea, Peniculida, Parameciidae. The record is from RefSeq and is a predicted model, not a curated record. The transcript has 13 exons. Gene Ontology annotation, molecular function: calcium ion binding.